AUGGCGCACAAAGCGAACCGUGAAUGUACCUUACAAGAUGUACAAGACAUCUGGAGGCCAUGCACUUCUCAAGUGAACUUAAAGAGGUGAGAUGCUAGCAAUUGAUUCGGCUUUUCUUUGAUGAAGUCUGUCCAUAAACUUACUUUAGCCUUCAAAGUUGAGUAGCCUCUACCCGUGUUCAAAGUUAGAAUGUUCUUUUGCAUGGACAACCAACGACCUGCAUGGAUGAUUGAAAUCAACCAUGGAAUAUUUCUGAUAUUGAGAAAGAGAUUACUAGCAGUUCAAUCUUUGCCGUCAAAAGAUUUCCCGUUCGUUCGUUGCCGAGAGAAUAAGUUUACAACUUUCCAAUAGGUCUCGAAUUAAAGUGGUUAUAGUAGUUCUUGUCGUUGCAGCCAAUGGAUUGAGUCUGUUGAGGUUCGAGAGAAUAUUGUUAUGUUUACCACUAGCAGACAACAAUCAUGAUACGAUAAUAUUGUUAAGGUGACCUCCAAAGUUACAUCGAUAUUCGAUAAGUUCACAGCUGACUAAAUUCUCUCUUUGAAAGGUGUAUUGUCUUCAAAAACUCGUCCUUUUUAUUCUAAGCGUGCUUUUGAGGGCGAUAUGUCAAAAUAUCUCUUUAUGUAUGUGAAGACUUCGGUUCAUAUCAUUACCAGUGGCAACUUUGCGAACUAGUUUGUUCAAUAUGUAUAAAUUAUAGUUUAAGCACACGUUUCUUGCUCUCAAGGGGGGACCAGCGGAUGUCGUCAUAAGCUUAAUAUAUCACCUGCAUUUCACACAGCAAUCGGGAACAGCCGAUAAAAUUAGUGACACAUAUCACGUUUUCUUCAUAGGCACUUCAAUUAAGUCCUGAAUUGGUCACACUUAACGAGCUGCGUUCAGUCAGCGGAAUCCUCCUGUACUGGGUGGUCCUAUAAAAGGAAGUGUAAUUUGUAACCUCGUUCCCAGGUUUCUCUACCAGUAGAGAACCCUGCAAACGAGAUUGGUGUACUUUGUUGGCUUGGAUAAAGGUGUUUACUUGAGUGCUUUCUAAGUGACAGCCUUGAUCGCCUUUUAGUUCUCUAGUCGAAUGGUCACAAUUUUUUUAUCGCUAAGACAUGAAAACGCAUUUGUGCGCAUUCACAUGCUUAUGACUAAUGUCGCUUUGCAUUCCACAGGAUUAACAUUAAAACCGUUACAGUUGCCUUCGAUAGCAACAAAAUCUGCGAAAUGCCACCAACUUGUUCAAAGUCCGCCACACUGGAGCAGCUUGGGAUAAAAGAGACUGAUAUAUUCAAAAGUGAGCAUGUGCCAACGUGGGUCUCAAGCGACACUCGACCAGAAGUCAGUCUCUGUCAAGAUUAUGUAACAUCCACGAGUACAUGCGCAGUCGAAGACAACCGAUCUGUCCACUCGAAUUCAGAUGGCUCACCUGACAAGUCACCACGAACGAACAUUUUAUCGCGCAUGGCAAAAACUAAGGCCUCUUGGGUCGAAAACCAGAAGGUUCCAGAGUAUUUAACACAGAGAAGAAGUCCAAUUCUGUGCAAGGGUAGUCCACUGGGAAGUUCUUUGUUAACACCAUUCAUGGAAAGUAAUCUCUCAACGGAUAAAGCAACGAAGGGAUUUCGCGAUGGAAAGAAGUUCGAUUUAUUGCCGAUUUCAAAAUAUUUGGCUCAGUAUCGAGACGAGAGAAAAAUCCAUAAAGAGAAACGGUUGCCUCUUGUUCGAAUUAGUUCUUAUCACACCUACUGCGGGUGCAUGGACAACUUAGGAUUCUGGGAUUGUUCGGAGGGACAGCCAAACAGUGCCAAACAAAUGGCUACUUUCUUUACAACCAAAGACGUUUUUAAGCCAUAUCACGCUAGGCUGCUGCCUACUCGAGGCGAGGCCUUGUUCGUUGAACCUUCACAGGACAAGUUGAACGCUUACAUGACAAGGCGUGAGAUAAAGUUACCAAGACUUCACCGCACCGGUGGAAAUGAGACAUUUGUUACUGAAACAAGCGAUGGAUUGAAAACGAGGAACGGAGGACUUGACUCGAAGCGAAAUGUCUAUUUUCCUGUCAUAGUUAGUUAA
Messenger RNA from Porites lobata, 2055 nucleotides. The record is from the annotation of a GenBank genome assembly. Lineage: Eukaryota; Metazoa; Cnidaria; Anthozoa; Scleractinia; Poritidae.